Mangifera indica (mango) is the source of this 971-nucleotide messenger RNA. RefSeq names its product protein PYRICULARIA ORYZAE RESISTANCE 21-like. Bases 106 to 738 code for a protein of 210 amino acids. The transcript is spliced from 3 exons. NCBI's taxonomy places the organism in Eukaryota, Viridiplantae, Streptophyta, Magnoliopsida, Sapindales, Anacardiaceae. The record is from RefSeq and is a predicted model, not a curated record. Gene Ontology annotation, molecular function: metal ion binding.
AUGUACGGAAAUCAAACUCUUACUCCUUCUUAAGAUGAAGAUAACUUCAUGUUGUGUCAUUAAUUUCUGAGUUCAGUCUCAGACCUGAGCAGCUGGCCAGCAGCAAUGGGGGAGAAGAAUGUUGAGACAACGGUGUGGAAGGUUAAUCUUCAGUGUGAGAAGUCCUACAGGAAAGUGAAGAGACUGCUGUGUAAAUACCCUCAAAUACAAGACCAGGUGUAUGACGAGAAGAAGAACACAGUGACGAUCAAAGUGGUGUAUUGCUGUCCUGAGAAGAUCAAGCAAAAGUUAUGCUGCAAAGGUUUAAAUUUGUUGUCCAGCAAAGGCGAGAAAGGCGACAAAGGCGAGAAAGGCGACAAAGGCGAGAAAGGCGACAAAGGCGACAAAGGUGACAAAGGCGACAAAGGCGACAAAGGCGAGAAAGGCGACAAAGGCGAACCCUGCGGCUGCAGCUGCGGCAGCAGCGGCAAAGGCGAACCCUGCGGCAGCGGCGGCAGCGGCUGCAGCUGCGGCAGGUGCGGCAGCAGCAGCGCCGCCACAGUGUUGCCGAAACAGCCACAUCCAGAGUGUUGCUGGAACUGCCACGUGCAGAUAGUGUUUUGCAGCGUAUGCUACCUGCAGAUAGUGUGUUGCAGCGUACGCUACCAUGACCUGCCGAUACGCUACUGUGGAUGCUACGGGAGACCGGUUUGUGAUAGCUGGGGUGGUGGCAGUGGCGGUGCAUGCCGAAUAAUGUGAAAAUUAAUGGACGUGCAUGCAUCAUUUGUCGCUGUGUUGAAGAUAUAGCUCACUUGUGAUGGUGGGCAUUUGGGUGGCCUAUGGUUUGGUUCUUAGUACAAAAUUAUUGUACAAGAGAAUAAGAAUAAAAAUAAAAACACUGGAAAUUAAUUAUUUGUGCUUUUUUAACGCGUGUUUUAAGUUCGAGUCUCUUUGUUAUAAAUAUUAAAUAAAAUGAUUCUAAUGCUAUCAAA